CUUCAACCCGGAAGAUGAAGUUCGACGAGUGCCAACCUCCGCUCUGCGCCGAAGUCCUCGCGGGCGUCGCCGAGAUGGGCUUCACGGACAUGACGCCUGUCCAGGCCGCGACGAUCCCGCUCUUCCUCACCAACAAGGAUGUGGCCGUGGACGCGAGCACGGGCAGCGGCAAGACGCUCUCGUUCGUGCUGCCCAUCGUCGAGAUGCUGCGUCGCCGGUCGCAAGCCACGACGGACGACGACGCGGCCAACAUCGCCACAAAGAAGCAGGUGACGCAGCUCAUGGCGAUGAUCCUUUCGCCGACGCGCGAGCUGGCGCGCCAGAUUUACGACUGCGCGUGCUUCUUCUUCUCGCGGGCGCUGCCGAGCGUGCAGGUCAUUCUCUUUGUCGGCGGCACGAGCGUCGACGAAGACAUGGCCUCGAUCCGCGCCGCGAAGGGUCGCAUGAGUGUCAUCGUGGGCACGCCCGGCCGCAUUGACGACAUCCUCAACCGCGUCUCGACCAUGGGCAUCCUCGAAACCAAGGAGUUUGAAGCGCUCAUCCUUGACGAAGCCGAUACGCUGCUUGACAUGGGCUUUGAAAUGAGCAUCACUGCGAUUCUCGGUCGCUUGCCCAAGCAGCGCCGGACAGGUCUCUUCUCGGCGACGCAGACGCAGGAGGUCAAGGCGCUCGCGCGCGCCGGUCUUCGCAACCCCGCGACCGUCUCCGUGCAGCUGGCCGUCGACCAGAAGACGCCGACGACGCUCACCAACUGGUACGCCGAGGUCGAGUACGACGCCAAGCUUGCGGCGCUCAUCCAAUUCGUCGCGGCGCGCCCGAAUGAGAAGUGCAUUGUGUUUCUAUCCACGUGCGCGAGCGUCGACUUUUUCGGCAAGGUGCUCGAGAUGCUCCUGCCCGAGAUCGCCGUCGUGAGCCUCCACGGCAAGAUGGUGCCCAAGAAGCGCAUCGCCUUCUACGAGGCCUUUGUCAACCAAAGCGCGGGCCUCCUCGUCUGCACGGACGUCGUCGCGCGUGGUAUCGAUCUCCCGGACGUCGACUGGAUCGUGCAGUUUGAUCCGCCGCAGGACCCCAACUUUUUCGUGCAUCGCGUCGGUCGCACGGCCCGCGCGGGUCGCAACGGGUCGGCGCUCACCUUCCUCUCGGCCAACGAAGACGCCUAUGUCAACUUUUUGCGAAUUCGCAAGGUCCCGGUCGCCAAGAUGGACGACCUGAUCGUCGACGACGCGAAGCGUCUCGAUGUCCUCGAGAAGGUCAAGGCCUUCCAGAUGACGGACCGCGACGUGCUGGAGAAGGGCACGAAGGCCUUCAUCUCGUUCCUGCGCUCGUACAAGGAGCACCAGUGCCAGUUCAUCUUCCGCUUCCGCGACUUGGACUUGGCGCGCGUCGCGGUCGGCUUUUGCCUCUUCCAGCUGCCGAAAAUCAACGAGCUCCGCGCGCUCGAGUCGAUUCAGUUUGAGCCCGCCGGUGUCAAGGUCGUCGACAUUCCGUACAAGGACAAGGCGCGCGAGAAGCAGCGCCAGGCCAAGCUCGUCGCGAUCGCGGCCGAGCACAAGGCGGAGAAGCUCCAGAACUUCGAGAAGAAGCAAGAGAAGAAGCGCAAGGAGCUCGAAGCCAAGACGGACGGGCCGCGUCGCCGAGAGAAGAAGAAGGGCGCGCACCAGCAGAUCGUCGAAGAGUGGGACGAGCUCGACCGCGAAGAGCGCUUGUAUAAGAAGUUCAAGCGCGGGAAAAUCUCCAAAGCCGAGUACGAAGACGCGCUGACCAACACGGUCGCGUCCGACUCGGAGGCCGGCAGCGACGACGAAAACGACGGCGACGAUGGUCCGAAGAAGAAGAAGGCUAAAGUCGACAAGCGCUUCGAGAAGAAGGAACAGAUCAAGCGCAAGACAAGCGAACAAAAGGAAGAGGCCAAGAAGCGCGAAGCACGUAUCCGCACGCGCAAGAAGCAGGAGCACGUCAAGCGCGCGCAGGCCAAGGCCAACAUCCGGAGACGCUAAACUAUCUCGCCUCGUUUUACUUAACCAAAAUACACUCGGUACAUAGAAUUAUGCCAUGC
This is a messenger RNA of Saprolegnia parasitica CBS 223.65, 2056 nucleotides long. RefSeq lists its product as hypothetical. Gene Ontology annotation, molecular function: RNA helicase activity; ATP binding; nucleic acid binding. The transcript has a single exon. Gene Ontology annotation, cellular component: nucleolus. Lineage: Eukaryota; Oomycota; Saprolegniomycetes; Saprolegniales; Saprolegniaceae. The record is from RefSeq and is a predicted model, not a curated record. The coding region runs from base 15 to 1997 and encodes 660 amino acids.